This is a messenger RNA of Coniophora puteana RWD-64-598 SS2, 696 nucleotides long. RefSeq lists its product as uncharacterized. Bases 1 to 696 code for a protein of 231 amino acids. The transcript is spliced from 4 exons. NCBI's taxonomy places the organism in Eukaryota, Fungi, Basidiomycota, Agaricomycetes, Boletales, Coniophoraceae. The record is from RefSeq and is a predicted model, not a curated record.
AUGGGCAUCUCCGACCGGCGCCCGCUUCCCGGAACUCCCACGACAGCGCUCAUCUCCAAAACAGCGAACAACAGGCUCGGCGCCGUCUUCUCCGCACUGCACUCUUUCUGGGUCGCACGGCACGCGGCGGUCACUGCGGGUGCAGGCGGCGGCGAUCAGGCUGCUGCCAACCUGAACCUCCGGCGCGACGCGUACAGCGUCGUCAUGUUCGACCACGAGGUCACGACCGCGCUCGCCAACGACUUCGAAAGCACGCCCGAGGAGCUGCUGAACGCCGUGCUCGCGUACAAAGAUAGGGGCGGGACCAAUUUCACCGGCGCGAUGAAGCGAGGGCAGGCGGUCAUGGAGGCGCACUGGAGCACCGAGCGAACACCGGUUAUCGUCUUCCUGUCUGACGGGGAGUGCAGCAUCGCGGACACGGUCACACAGGACGCGUGCCGGGCCGCUAUCAAACUUGGGAAACCCGUGUCUCUACAGACCGUGUCUUUCGGGCGAGAUACCUCCUCGAGCUCCUUACGAAGGAUGGCCGAGAUUGCCGCCGACGCUCAGGCCAGCGCGCCGCGCGAUCUUCUAGUGCCGGCUGGAGCCUCGGUCAAGUCCGCAUUUUCGCAAGCACUGGAUUCCGUCCAACUAGCGGAGACAUUCCUAGGCAUCGCCGAGUCGCUGAGAAAGCAGAGGGGAUCCCUGAUCAACUAA